Eucalyptus grandis is the source of this 1933-nucleotide messenger RNA. Its product is annotated as heat stress transcription factor A-8. Gene Ontology annotation, cellular component: nucleus. The record is from RefSeq and is a predicted model, not a curated record. The coding region runs from base 142 to 1323 and encodes 393 amino acids. Gene Ontology annotation, biological process: regulation of transcription by RNA polymerase II. Gene Ontology annotation, molecular function: DNA-binding transcription factor activity; RNA polymerase II cis-regulatory region sequence-specific DNA binding. The transcript is spliced from 2 exons. NCBI's taxonomy places the organism in Eukaryota, Viridiplantae, Streptophyta, Magnoliopsida, Myrtales, Myrtaceae.
CCGAGCGACCGAGCGAAACGCAGAGAGAGAAAGUAGAGAGAGAGUACGAUAAGUAUUCCCUCUCAGUCACCCCCGCCGACGAUCCUCCUGCCGACCGCCUCCUCCCCCGGCCGUUCCGAUCCUCCCGGCGACGCGACGACAAUGGUGAAGCCGAGCGGCGGCGGCGGCGAUCGGGGCCCCCCGCUGGCGCCGUUCCUCAGCAAGUGCUACGAGAUGGUGGAGGACGAGGCGACCGACCCCAUCAUCGCGUGGGGGAGCGCCGGCGACACCUUCGUCAUCUGGGACAUCACUCAAUUCACCCUCCAGUUGCUCCCCCACUACUUCAAGCACUCCAACUUCUCCAGCUUCAUGCGCCAGCUCAACAUCUACGGUUUCAGAAAAGUUGAUUCAGAUCGUUGGGAAUUCGCAAAUGAUGGAUUCAUCAAAGAUCAAAAGCAUAUGUUGAAGAAUAUACGCAGGAGGAAGAAUGUUCAGGUUGUGGAUCAGAAAAAAUCAUUGCAGAAGCAGGAUAAUUCCGUUGAAGAAGUCGAUAAAAUUAAAAUAGAUGGGCUUUGGAAAGAAGUUGAAAAUUUGAAGAUUGAUAAGACAGUCCUUUCGCUGGAGUUAGGUAAAGUUAGACAGCUCCAGGAAACUUCAGAUAAUAAAUUGGUCCUCCUGAGAGACCGUGUUCAGGGAAUGGAAAAUAAUCAGCAGCAGAUGUUGUCAUUCUUAGUAAUGGCAAUGCAAAACCCAGGGUUCUUGGUUCAGCUGGUCAAGCUGAAAGACAAUCACUGUCGCGUGACUGAAAUGGGUAACAUGCUGGAACCACAAGGAGCAGAAAGUGGAUCAUGGAUUUCUGAGGGAACAAUAGUGAAGUACCAGCCUCCAACUGAUGGAAAAACAAACCCUGAAUUAUCCCCGUUAUCAGGCUUGGGGGAAACGCCAAAAUCUGGUCCUUCUUUUGAUGGGACAAGGGAUGUUUUAAUGAACAACGAUCUUAUGUCGAUGCUCAUGAAUGAAAAAUUCUCUUUGGAUACUCCACUGAUAUUUCCAGACUCUCCUGAUGACAAUGCAUGGGAAAAACUGCUUUUAGCUUGUCCUUUUAUUGAGAGCGCCAGUGAGAAAAGGCAAGACAAUGAAGGACCCAAUUAUUUGGGCAUGGAGACAGAACCAGCAUUUUCUGGAGCGAGCUCAGUCUCUACUGAUUUUGAAGCUUUAAUGAGAAUGAUGGGGAACCCUCAGGAAGCUGAGACUGAGUCAGAUGUUGAUGGAGAUGAUUGGGAGGAUGCUCCAAAUGUUGAUUUUCUAGCGGAGCAACUGGAAUACUUGGCUUCCAAGGCUUGAUCUCAAGCUUCAGGCAACAUAAGAGCAUUUGGCUUUUGGAAGGGUAGCUGCAGCUUAAGUUUUAUAGGGGGCUACUCUGGUUUCUUCUGCAUACUAUAACAUAUUUGGAAAUGCUUGAUGGAGCUUUCCUGCAAAGACAUAAGUUAGUUUCUAACUGCCGACUUUUAAGCAAUCAGAUACAGCAAUGCACGCAAUGCUGGGAAACUAGUGCAGUUAAGGAUGAUUGCAAUACGGAGUGGAGAUUACAUAAUCUGAUUGAAUCUUAAGAAAAAGAAAAGUCAAUAGUAUCGUGUUUUCUACCCUGAAUAUGAUGCAGGAAAUUUUCCCGAUGAAGUUCCCUUAUUGAUGGUGACAUUCCUCUUGGCUGUUGGUUAUUGACAGGAUUCAUGUGGGUGGGCAACUCGACAUGAUCUUUUUCUUCCAGCCCCUGUGGUGAACCACAAAAUGUUGGACUUACCUUUCCAAAUGACUUUGUAAAUUACUUGCAGAGAAUCAUAAUAUGGACGCCACUUUUUCGGUGGCUUAUUAGUAUUUUGUACAUUGCAAUUCCUCUCAGCAUUGUCAGAGGAGUUUGAAAUGGCUAUGAAAGUAUGUAUUCAUUCGCCUGUUA